CUCGGAUCCCAGCUCCAGCUCUGCCCGGCCCUCCCUGCGGGCCCUGGGGCGAAACGCCUAGCUCCUUCGGCCUCGGUUUUCUAGCAGAAACGUGAUGGGGGCUGGACUUUGAUCUUCAGAUUCUGUUUGAGACGAGAAAAAAUCAAAAUUACAAGGGGCAUGGACUGCCAAAGGGAAGAGAGCGAGAGCAGAGAGCAUCAAUCCGGUUCAAGACCACUCCUAUGAAUACCCUCAUGGAUGUCCUUCACCACAGGCCAGGAUGGGUGGAAGUAAAGGAGGACAUUUCUGUAGUUUUCACUCUGGCCUCACAAAGUACAUGAUGGGCAGCGACAGCCCGAGGCCACCUCCUUGAGACUUACCUGAUGGGCACACCGCUGCUUACCCCUCAGCUGCACCUCCCUGGGCCCCAGAUCUCCAGCAGUGUUGAGGUCCUCAGGUCCUGACUUUUGUCCCACCCCCACCCCCAGUGAAGGGGAGUGGGAUUUCUACUGGUGCGAUGUUAGCUGGCUCCGGGAGAAUUUCGACCACACCUACAUGGAUGAGCACGUGCGGAUCAGUCACUUCCGAAACCACUACGAGCUGACCCGCAAGAACUACAUGGUGAAGAACCUGAAGCGCUUCCGGAAACAGCUGGAGCGCGAGGCGGGAAAGCUGGAGGCAGCCAAGUGCGACUUCUUCCCCAAAACCUUUGAGAUGCCCUGCGAGUACCGUCUGUUUGUGGAGGAGUUUCGCAAAAACCCAGGAAUCACCUGGAUCAUGAAGCCUGUAGCCCGGUCGCAGGGGAAGGGCAUCUUCCUCUUCCGGAGGCUGAAGGACAUCAUGGACUGGAAGAAGGCCACAAGAAGUUCUGAUGACCAGAAAGAUGAUAUUCCCGUGGAGAACUAUGUAGCUCAGCAUUACAUCGAAAAUCCCUACCUGAUAGGAGGCCGCAAGUUUGACCUGCGUGUCUACGUGCUGGUGAUGUCGUACAUGCCGCUGCGAGCCUGGCUGUACCGGGACGGCUUCGCCCGAUUCUCCAACACCCGCUUCACACUGAACAGCAUUGAUGACCAGUACGUCCACCUCACCAAUGUCGCCGUGCAAAAGACGUCUCCUGACUACCACCCAAAGAAGGGCUGCAAGUGGAUGCUGCAGCGCUUCCGGCAGUAUCUGGCAUCCAAGCAUGGGCCCACGGCAGUGGAGACGCUCUUCAGUGACAUGGACAACAUCUUCAUCAGAAGCCUGCAGAGCGUGCAGAAGGUGAUCAUCAGCGACAAGCACUGCUUCGAGCUGUAUGGCUAUGACAUCCUCAUAGACCAGGACCUCAAGCCGUGGCUCCUGGAGGUCAAUGCAUCCCCAUCACUGACAGCCAGCAGCCAGGAGGACUAUGAGCUCAAGACCUGCCUCCUGGAAGACACCUUGCACAUCGUGGACAUGGAGGCCAGACUCACGGGAAGGGAGAAGCGAGUGGGAGGCUUCGACCUCAUGUGGAACGAUGGCCCUGUCAGCAGAGAAGACGGGGCUCAUGACCUGUCGGGGCUGGGGAACUUUGUGACCAACACGCACCUUGGCUGCGUCAAUGAUCGGAAAAAACAGCUGAGGCAGCUGUUCCGCUCCCUUCAAGGCCAGAAGAAAACUCCCAACUAAUCCCCAGCACAGAGGAGAGCGACCAGGGGAGGUGCCACACCAGUUCUCUCCCUGCUCCCAGUUUCCAGCACAGCAGCACCUCAGAGAACUCACCUCCCUCCCUCCCCCUCCCUCCGGCCUGGCAGCUGCUUUGCUA
Orcinus orca (killer whale) is the source of this 1762-nucleotide messenger RNA. It is a transcript of the gene TTLL9, whose product is annotated as tubulin tyrosine ligase like 9. The transcript is spliced from 14 exons. The coding region runs from base 535 to 1626 and encodes 363 amino acids. Gene Ontology annotation, cellular component: cilium. Lineage: Eukaryota; Metazoa; Chordata; Mammalia; Artiodactyla; Delphinidae. Gene Ontology annotation, molecular function: tubulin binding; tubulin-glutamic acid ligase activity. The record is from RefSeq and is a predicted model, not a curated record. Gene Ontology annotation, biological process: protein polyglutamylation; microtubule cytoskeleton organization.